Molecule: messenger RNA, 941 nt
Organism: Fragaria vesca subsp. vesca
Lineage: Eukaryota; Viridiplantae; Streptophyta; Magnoliopsida; Rosales; Rosaceae
Exons: 1
Coding region: 54-941 (295 amino acids)
Source: RefSeq, a predicted model, not a curated record
UACACCACAUCAAAUUCCCACAACACUACCAAAAUCAAAACCCAGCAGAAACCAUGGGUUCUUGCAUUAGCAAAUGCAGCCCCAAAUCCCAGUUCCAAAUCGAAGAAGACGAUCAAUUCUGCAAUCAAGUCCAAGACAAGCUGGUAAUCUCAACCCAACCUCCUAAACCUACCACUCCAAUUCCCUCUCAUCAUCAUUCAAACAAAAUCUCUCCCUUUCCUUCUUCCCCUUCACAUUCCACUUCCUCAGCUUCUUCCUUCUCUUAUUGCACCACCACCACUACUAACUCUAACUCCACCCUCAGCUCAUCGAGCUCAACUUUAUCAAGCAGCGCUUCUUCGGUUUCGAGCAGUUCAAAGAUCGACCGAUCCUUCUCCAACGAGUUCUUGUGGUCUUGCUACAAAGAAAACCCGCAUAUAUCUCGCAUAGCUUCAAUCAAGGAAGCACAAAAACCAGUUGCGGCGGCAACGUUGAGAAAACACCACCACCACUACCAGCCUAGCCCAAUAAACAGAGGAAAUGGGAGUCCUCAAACAACGCCGCAGAAGAGAGUCCGCACAAGUACUUCACCAACUCUAAAGCGACAGAAGAGCUUCCGUAAAGAGCCCGAGAAGCCCGUGAUCUCUAGAAGCUUAAGGUCGCCGUCUCCGAGUAGAAGGUUCAAUGUUUCAGAGAAGAACAGGGGAACAGUUAUGGCCAACCCGCCAAAAAUUGUUUCAAAUAUCAGGCCGGCUAGUCCGAACAACAACCCAAGUGGGUUAAUGGCUCGGCCUUGUUUGAAGAGUCCUGCGAGAGAGACGCAGACUAGGAUUCACAGGAUCAGUUCCAAAAUCGAUGAAGUUGCAGUUAGAGAAGCUCUGGCUCAUGACCAUUAUAUGGAGUCUGUUCCUGAGGACAUUGAUAACCCUUUAAUCUCUUUGGAUUGUUUUAUUUUCUUGUAG